Molecule: messenger RNA, 1723 nt
Organism: Onthophagus taurus
Lineage: Eukaryota; Metazoa; Arthropoda; Insecta; Coleoptera; Scarabaeidae
Source: RefSeq, a predicted model, not a curated record
AUGCGUGAAGAAGUUUGUAAUUCGAAUAGAAAAAUAUGCCCAAGUUGUACCGAUAAACAUUGUUUAUAUACAGAACUAAGCGAUUAUUGCUCUUUAGCUGAGACGGUUUAUUAUUUGGAUAACAAUUACACAGCAAUUUUUGCUGUUUUAAUGACACUUUGGGCGACGUUAUUUCUGGAAUUGUGGAGUCGAGAAGAACAAGUUUUUAAAUACAAGUGGAAUUUAUUAAAAUCAGUACCACAAAUCCAUGAAUUGGUUGAUUAUAAAAUUCGCGUAGCAAAUCACACAAAAUAUAAUAAAUUUACGAAAACCGAUGAAUAUUACACGCCGUUGAUGAUGAAAUCAUACCCAAUCCUUUAUUCGAUUAUUAUUGUUUUGGCAGGAAUCCUACUUCUUAUUGUUACAACAGGGUUAAUUUUAAUUUCAGAAUAUUUGAUUACAUACUAUACCAUAAAAUAUAAAGUAUCGAUAGCGGUGGAUUAUCUGGUCACUGUAAUGCGAGUUUACAGUUGUUUAUGCACGAUUAUUAUCAUAAAAACGUACAAUCCGCUUAUAAAUAAAAUUUCUCAAGUUUUGACUGAUCGGGAAAUCCACCGAACCAAAAACGAUUACAUGAACGCGUACAUCAUCAAAAACUACGUUCUCAACUUUUUCAACACUUACCUAAUGUCGUUUUACAAUUCUUUCAUCAAAGAGGUCAUGUUCACCAAUCCAGGAGAUUAUAAUAUUUACAAUAAGGUGUUUGGUAUAGCUGCUGAUCUUUGUUCGCCAGGGGUGGGAUGUUAUUUCGAUUUAUCCAUGUCCACUACUUUUAAUAUUUUAAAAGAAUACAUUUUGUUAUUUUUCAUCAACAGCUUCCUUAUGACACAUUUAAUCACAGGCUGCAAAUUCCUUUAUAAAUAUAUUUAUAAUAAACUACGUUUUAAUUCGAGUAUUCAAGCCCUGAAUAUUCCACAAUGGGAAGAAGAAUAUACAUUGAAGCCGAUAAGUUCGACUUAUUUUUGUGAUGCCUUUAUUGAUCUAAUGAUGGAAUAUGGAUUAUUUGUCUUUUUUAGUGCAGCAGUUCCGGUACUUCCACUUCUUGUAUUACUAAACAACAUCGUUGAAAUAAGAAUAACCGCAAGGGCACUUCUUCGCAAAUCAAGAAGAAACAUUCCAAAACCUGUCGUUGGUUUAGGCGCAUGGAAUAAUGUUUUAAGAAUCAUAACAAGAUUGUGUUACCUUAUAAGUGGUACAAUAAUAUGUUUUACAUCAUUUCUCAUUAAUCGGGGCGUCUACUACGUCAAUAACGAAUAUUCAAUGGAAGGAUUUAUAAAUCAAUCCUUAACGGCUUUUUCAGUUUAUGAUUUUAACAGCGAAAUGAAGCAAAAUUUAUUAAGCAAAUUUCCAGAUGUGACAGUUUGUUAUUUUAACGGAUUGAAAAACGAUUUUAACACUACACAUCCUUAUCAACAUGGUUUUAAAUAUUAUCACCUUGUUGGGAUAAAAUUCAUAAUAGCUGUAAUUUAUGUGCACGUCGUUUAUUUUUUGAGCAGCAUUGUAACGUUUUAUAUACCUAAAGUACCAAGUGAAAUUGCGGAGAGUAUAGCUUACGAUGUUAAAGCAAAAAGAACCGAGGAAAUGGAAAAACUAACUGUAGGAAACAGUGGAUAAGAUCAACCAUAACUAAUUUUUAUAUAAUUUCAUUCAUUGUUGAAUAUUCAAUAAACUUUAAUGAUUUUAA